UAAGCUCAACCCCCUCAGCAUUAUUCAAUAUGGCGGAGAAAGAAGUAACCCCCCUCACGGCCGUCAAGGUCGAGGCCCUGGUUGUGAUGAAAAUCAUCAAGCACUGCUCCCAGGUUUUCCCGACGACUGCGACCGGUUCGAUCGUUGGCAUGGACGUGGACGGCGUUCUCGAAAUCACAAACACCUUCCCCUUCCCUGUGGUCGAAGUUCCUCCGGAGUCGCACUUUGACAAUGCCGCUCCCAACCCGGCCGCCGCUGCUCCCCGUGCGAAGGCCAACACCGUCUACCAGGCUGAGAUGAUUCGUAUGCUCCGGGAAGUUAACGUCGAUGCCAACAAUGUCGGUUGGUACACGAGCGCCAACAUGGGCAACUUCGUCAACAUGAACGUCAUCGAGAACCAGUUUUUCUACCAGAAGGAAAUGAACGAGAGGACAGUUGCGCUUGUCCACGACCCCAGCCGCAGCGCUCAGGGGAGCCUGAGCCUGCGCGCGUUCCGUCUUUCCCCCAAGUUCAUGGCCGCCUUCAAGGACAACAAAUUCACUUCUGACGAGCUGCAAAAGUCCAACCUAAAGUACCAGGACAUCUUGGUCGAACUCCCCGUCGAAAUCCACAACUCCCACCUGAUCACCUCCUUCAUCCACCAGCUCCAAAACCAGACCCAGGCGACCCCUGCUGAGAUUCCCACCUCUCUCGCCACCCUGGAGUCCUCUCCCUUCGCCAAGCAGACCAUCCUGGCGCCUAACUUCGACAACCUCUCCCUCAGCAUCGACCCCUUCCUGGAGAAGAACUGCGAUCUCCUCCUUGACAGCAUUGAGACCCACCACACGGAGACGAGCAACUUCCAGUACUACCAGCGCUCUCUCGCUCGAGAGCAGGCCAAGAUCACAGCCUGGCAGGCCAAACGCAAGGCCGAGAACGCUACACGCGCAACGCUUAAGCAGCCCCCUCUUCCGGAGGACGAGUGGCAACGGCUGUUCAAGCUGCCACAGGAGCCCAGCCGCCUUGACAGCAUGCUCAAUAGCCGCCAGGUGGAGCAGUACGCGCGCCAAAUCGACAGCUUCGUCUCAUCCACGACGGGUAAGAUGUUUGCCGUCAAGGGCAACCUUCUGCCCAGCGAGAUCGCCAAAUGAUUUACUGGAUGUUUAUGAACGGGGAUCUGGGAUUCAUGCAUGACCUUACGGCGUAAGGGAGGGAAAAUUCUUGUACUGACUGUUAAUAUGUCCCUUGUGAUUAUUCCGUGACGGGUAGAGCUACGGAAUAUGCUAGAGAUGCUAUCUACAUGACUU
Messenger RNA from Aspergillus nidulans FGSC A4, 1286 nucleotides. Its product is annotated as putative eukaryotic translation initiation factor 3 subunit EifCh. Gene Ontology annotation, biological process: formation of cytoplasmic translation initiation complex; cytoplasmic translational initiation. Gene Ontology annotation, cellular component: cytoplasm; eukaryotic 43S preinitiation complex; eukaryotic translation initiation factor 3 complex. Gene Ontology annotation, molecular function: translation initiation factor activity; peptidase activity. The transcript has 4 exons. Bases 30 to 1130 code for a protein of 366 amino acids. Lineage: Eukaryota; Fungi; Ascomycota; Eurotiomycetes; Eurotiales; Aspergillaceae. The record is from RefSeq and is a predicted model, not a curated record.